CAUGCGCGUGUGAUGUUUGUGUGUGUGUGUGCGCACCGUAGCAGAUGUGAGAUGCACUCACUCGAUGCUCAGUGUAGAACAGGUGCUUGGUGCAGUCAGCCAGCCAGUCAUCCAGUGAACGAGCAUCAGAUCCAGACAGGGGCUCCACUAGCAUCACUCUGACCCAGGACAGGGCUUCACACCCUGGCCCCGCGGCUCCCAUCCUCCCCCCGGGAGGAUCUAGCUCCAGUGGAGCCACACCAGCCAGAGAGAGAAACCCCGGAUAGAUGCUCUGGAUGUGGGAUACGCUGCUCUGAGAGGCGGCUUGCCCUGGAGGACUCAGUAGGAGAUUUAUCUUUGUUUGUAGGCUUUAGUCAGAAGAUGUGCGGAUAAAAAUCUUCAGAGUGGGACUGGGUUGUACUGGCACAGCCAGGGACGAGCCACUUAUCUGGGCUAGGCUUAACUGGGAGAGUCCCUCAUCUUCUGGAUUCCCCUGGAGAGAGAGAGAGAGUGAGCAGCAGGACUUAUCUUUAUCAUCUCCUUCUCUCUGAUCUUCCAUUCUGUCCAGGGCUGCCCUUCUUUUUUCUUCUUCUCUACAUCAUUCUCUUCUUCUGUCUCUGUCAUUCUCUUCUUCUCUGACUUUAUUCUUUCUUUUCACCCCUGACUCUGUCUUUCUCUGCUCUCUGUCUCUGCGAGACAUUGUUCAUCUCAGCUUACCCCUAAUACACUAUCCAUUUGAUGCGUGUGUGUGUGUGUGUGUGUGUCAGGUCGGAUAGUAAGAUCUCACGACUGGCUCAGAGACUGAACCAGAGACCAGGAGAUGCUCUGAUUAAGGACUUCAGACCUCUGCUCUACCCGGGAACCGCUCGCACCUCGCAAAGCCUGGACAGGUCCCUCCCCCUCAGUAUGACUCAGCAGAUGCAGAGCCUGCAGUUGGCCCAAACCAGGAAGUGUCCUGGGGGUCCUGCCUCCCCCAACGCCGCCAAGCGACUCUACAGGAACCUAUCAGAGAAGCUGAAGGGAAGCUCCUCCUCCUCGUUCGAGGAUGCAUAUUUCUUUGGACGCUCAGACCGCUUUCGCAAAGCCUCAACUGUGCCGGGCAGUGAGUGUGUGUUUGAGGCUGUGGAGCAGCAGGAUCUAGAUGCAGUGCAGAUCCUGCUGUACCAGUACAGCACUGAGGAGCUGGAUCUGAACACGCCCAACAGCCAGGGCCUAACACCACUGGACAUCGCUGUCAUGACCAACAACACGCCCAUCGCAAAGCUGCUGCUCAAGGCUGGAGGCAAGGAGAGUCCACACUUCGUGAAUGAGGAGAGCCGGGAAGCCCACCUGAGCCGGCUAGUGGUGGAGGCAGAGCGGAGGGCAGGGGAGCUGGCCGCCCAGCCCCACAGAGAGGCCCUGAGCCUGGACGCCUGCAGCAAGGACAAGGCCCUGCGAGCCUGGGAGUGGAGGAGCCGGCUUUACAAGCGCAUGAGGACCGGCUUCCAGCACGCGCGUGUGCCCGAGGCUCCUUCCAUGGUUCGUCUGAGCGUGACCAGCAGCUCCUCUCUGACCGUCUCCUUCCAGGAACCGCACUGCCUCAACUCCACGGUGGUCACCAAGUACAGAGUGGAGUGGAGCUGCCUGAAGGACUUCUCCUUGCUGGCUGGAGAGAUGGUGGUGGACAGCCUGCAGUCACUUAGAUGCGCCAUCAGCAACCUCACCACGGGGAGGCUCUACCAUGUCCGCGUGUCAGCCUACAACAUGAAGGGUUGGGGACCUCCUCAAUGCUCCCUACCCCCCUGUGCCUCGCCCUCCAAUUGGCGGGAGAGUGACGGCCGUGAGCCCAGGAGGCGGGGCCAUAUUGAGACAAUGGAGCGCCUGCUACAACAGGUCCGUGCCACGCACACACACUACUGCUGUGGAGACCCCUCUAAGCUUCAGAACCCUAGUCGUAAGCAGUCUGUCUCCAGGAGUCUCAAGCACCUGUUUUAUUCCUCAAACAAGUUUGUCAAGACCCUGAAAAGGGGGGUGUACCUUGCGGCAGUGUUCUAUCACAAGGACAGUCUUCUGGUGACAUCAGAAGACCAGCUACCAAUUGUGGAGGUGGACGACUCCUACAGCUCUUCUCUCAUGCAGGACUUCAUGUGGUUUACGAAGUUGUCAUGUAUGUGGGAGGAUGUGCGCUGGCUCAGACAGAGCAUGUCUGUCUCCAUGUCCUCCUCUUCAACCCUGCAGGCCAGACACAAAAUACUAACUGCUGCUGGACAGCUGCAGAACCUGCUGGGGACUCACAACCUGGGCCGGGCCCACUACGAACCCAUCAAGGAUCGUCAUGGUAACGUGCUGCUCGUGACGAUCCGCGAGGUGGAGAGCCAGUUCUCGUUUUACAGCGGGAAGUGGAUGCAGGUGACCAAGCUGCAGAGCCAGAGGAAGUCCCUGUCAACGCCCGAGGAGCCCUACGCCCUAGACAUACUGCUCAUCACCAUACAGGACAUCCUGUCCUACCAGAAGCGUAGCCAGCACAGACUGGCUCCCGGCCUGUACGUGGGCUACUUGAAGCUGAGCAGCUCCGUGGACCAGAUCCGGGUGCUGGUGCCCCAGAAGAUGCCCUCCAUGCUGUGCCACGCCCGCGUCAGGGACAACGCCAACGUGUCCAGAGAAGAAUGGGACUGGCUCCAGGGCCUGUGUGUCCCCGAGGAGGGCGAGAGGGAGGGGACGGAGGGAGAGAAGGAAGGGACGGAGGGAGAGAGGGAGGGACUGGAGAACAUGCCAGAGAACCCCAGUCCUCUGCUCUACUACGAGCUCCAGACUGCCCUGAAGACCCUGCUCAAACACAUCAACCUGCCUCUGGCCCAGGCCAGGCCGUUCCGUGUGUACAGCCAGGAGGUGCUGGAGCUGGGACAUGGUGUGUCCUUCCUCCUGCUGCUUCCUGGGGCCGACGCCGUGUGCACGGCCCCUGGGCAGAGCAACCCCUACACUCCCCUCUCUGGAUUCCUGCACCUGCCCCUACAGAUGUUUGAGCUGGUCCAUUUCUGUGCAUACCAGGAGAAGGCUGUAAGUCUGUACUGCCGUCUGUCGUCUGUCCUGGAGCUGGAUGCUCUUAUUACCCAGCAGGCUUUGCGGGAGGCCAUUACAGACCCGGAAGUUGCCACCGCCAAGCAGAGACACCAGCAUAUCCUUGACUACAUACAGCAGAUGGAUGAGAUGUGGCGAGAGCUGCGCUGGAUCACUGACGCCCUGCAGUGCGCCCGCGACCGCCAGCCCCGAGGCGGGGUGCCCCUUUCCUGCCUGCUGGACCCCAACUCCCAGGACCCGGACGCCAACGCCAAGACAGACUCCACCUCGUCCACCAUGGACUACCUGCCCACGCCCUCGCCCUCCCCAGAGCUCCGCAGAUGCAAGGCUGUCAGCGACUCCCAGCUGGGCUCAGAUGAAGACGCCUUCUCGGAAGUCUUCCUGCCCACGGACAGUGACUACGACUCCAGCGAGGCCUUGAGCCCUCGUGACCCCCCCGACCUCUACUCCCCCCCCCAGGGCCUGUCUCAGCAGGCCAUGUACGCCCUGGGGGGAAGCGCCCCUGACGUGCUCCAGAUCCACGAACUCAGGUACAGUGUGUGCUCGCCCGCUGACCUCCCCCUCUCCCCCUCCCUCUCCAAAGACCUUCCAAUCUCCCCGUCCCUCUCCAGAGACUACCCGCUCUCCCCCCUCCUCCCCCUCUCCCCGGGCCUCAGCGACACCACCAGGACCCUGGAGGGUCUCUCGCUGUCCAGGGACAAGCCAGCCCCCAGCACCCCCCUCCGGGCCCUGGCCAACCCCCCCUCUAAGAGGAAGCUGCUGUCCCGGGGCCACGGGGCUGGGGGCCAGGGGGGAUACUUCUUCAGUGGGCCCCAGCGCUGGCUCAGGGGCCACAGUGACAGCCUGGGGGGUCCCCUGUCUGAGGGGGUAUACACCCGGCAGAGGGACCAGGACCUGCCCUUCACGCUGGCCCAGCCUGGAGACCUCCCCUCCCCCCAGCCCCUGUCUCCCCUGCCCUCCCCCCAGCUGUCCCUGUCCAGCCAGGCCAGCAGCGUGCUGGAGAGCCGGCGGGGCAGGCAGAGGGAGGCGCGGCCGCAUGUACGCAGGAUCUUUGUGGAGCCCUGCAAGGAGGCGUCCCCGCCCGGCACGGAGGGCUGGCGUUGGGCGGAGGAGGAGCUGGAGGGAGGAGAAGGAGUCGGGGUGUCGGUGGUGGUGGUGGCUGAGCCAGGGCAGGGCCAGGACGGAGGCUCUGCCCAGGAUGUGGACUCAGAUGACCAAUCAGACGCCCAGGUGUCCGAGAUCCUCAGUAGCACGCUCUAGGAUUGGGCAGUGACUUUGUAUCGGGCUCUUUGAUUGGACAGUGUUUAAGGAUGGAAGCCCAGGGUUAGAUUGUGUUGAGUGUCCGGCUCUAGGUUUGAGACCAUUUUCUCGAUAACAUUCUAGGAUUGGGCGAAAAUGGGCCUUCAGAUUGGACAUUGGGAUAGCAUGGUUCCACUGAGCCCUAUUGUUGUAUUUGAACUGCAGCCUUGAACUGCAAUGUAUUUUUGUGUGCGCUUGUCUCUCUAUCUCUGUCCCUCUUUCUCUCUCUCCCCCUCCCUUUUCCUACCUCUCUUUGUCCACUUCUCAGUAGCCAUGCUGACCAGACAAGCCAGACUGAGAUCAGCAGAACGAGAGUUGCAGGUCAACUCAGACCCAUGGCAACGACUGUUAAAACUAAGCGACUCAAACCAUGCAAUGACAAGCCAAACGCUUCACAGCACCUCUGUACUUGAAUCCGUGUUCAACACAGCAUGUCCGUCCACAGCAGCACAGCUUAGUUCCACUCAGAGGGGCUUAAUGUCCAUUCACGGAGAGAGUCAUCCACAAAGCAAUCAUCAAAAACACGGCUGGAGCAUGGAGUUCCCCAGCUGAAGCUUUAGGAGAGCCAUUCUCUUUUUCCUUUCUCACUUCUCCCGUGGCGUGACCUUGUAGGUGUGGUGUUCACGGCGGUGCCACCCUUAGAUGUUGUCGAGCUAAAAAGUUACAGUGUCUUUAGAAACAUUCCCAGGGCUGGUGGGACGGGCAUGGUUAGGGUUAAAGGCAUGGUUAGGGUUAAAGGCAUGGUUAGGGUUAAAGGCAUGGUUUGGGUUAAAGGCAUGGUUUGGGUUAAAGGCAUGGUUUGGGUUAAAGGCCCUCUCGGCUCUCAUGGUGAAUGUAAUGUUUCCACUUCUGUCUCUGUCGCAGUGCUCCCAGGUUUCACACACAGCAACGUUUCUCAAAGCUGCUGAUGUUCUCCUCAAACAACGUUUCUUGAAUGUUUUUUGUGUGAGAUGAUACAACCUCCUGCCCCUCACAGCCUCCACCAUGAGAGGCUUAUACCUCCCUCCUUGUGUUCCUGCAUACAGUAUUUUUAUACUCUGUGUUUUAAAAAUGACUUGCUAUUUCACAUUGAAUGUCCACCGUAAGUCCUGUAAGGAGUCAAAUGAAAGUGUUAUUUUUGUGUUUUCUUUUGUCUGCAUGAUCUUGUUGUGUACCAGUGUGGACUAACGCUGUGUCCACUUUGUGCCUAACCGUGUCUCGCAUGACAAGGUCAAAGAUUGGGGUCAGGGGUCGGCUUGGAAGGGCAUGAUGACCGUGCAGCAUGAGUCUUUCUCGACAGUGGGUUUUGGUGUGUCGUUAAUACUGCAGUAUCAAACAUCAGACGUCUUCUAUCGUCAGGAACAUUCAGCUCUUAUCAGUCACAGUCAGACUGUACCCAGGAACAGUAUUAGCUGGAGGUCUGAGAGGUCAGCUAAUGAUGGUGCUCAUAUUUGAGCCACACAGACCACAGAUUGCACUUUGAACCUGUUAGUAUUUUUUUAUUUAGAACAUAAUGUCUUUCAUAUGCUACAACUGAAAAAGAAAUAAAUGUAACUAAGCCAAUAGCGUGAUGGUGAAUGAAUUGGUCUUUUAGAUGAAUUGUUUAACUUGAACUUGGAGCUAAAUUUUGCUGCAAACUGGCACAUAUCUCACGGCAGUACAACAGUACAGGCUUCAAAGGGUGGUAGGAUUUGAACAGAUUGCUUGUUUGCACUUAAUUUAGGAAUGAAAGCUGACUUGAAAUUCAAUGCACCGAUAAAUGGCAGCUUUCCAUUGAUAUUGAUUGUACAAGGACUCCAAGUUGGUUACUAUAAUCGUAAAGUUUUGGCGUUAUAUAUAUUUUUUAUACAGGAUGGUGUAUUUGUAUUGAAAGGUCAAAGGUCAAUCCACUUGCCUCAAUUUGUGAAUCCUGUCUUAGUUUAGUUCAUUAAAAGUGAUGUAGGCGUCAACCACUCCAUCAAAUACCAAAUGCACUAAUGUUGUCUUAAAUGUCGAGGUCCAUCAAUCUCGAGCACAGCUGCCUGCACCUCUUGAUAUAGAAACUUUAUGUUUUCAUGUAUUUAUUUGGUUAUCUGUUUAGAACCGCUGUUUCAGAACCAUGGUUCAGUCUGAACCACAACAUUGUAGCUACUGUAGCUGUGUUAAGGAAUACAGAAACAUGAGUACCAUCAGACAAUCUGUAUAUAUUUUAAUUACUUUGUCAAUAAUAUAAACAAACUUACAAAGCAUCGAAUAGAUACUUUCUUGAAUGAAAAUUACAACUUGUGUUUGUGUGUGUGUGGGGGGGGUGGGGGACACAAUUUGUGAUGAUGCAAGCUCUGAGGUCACAUGGCCAGGUGUGCUCUACCGUUUAAAAUAAACCUGCUCCUAUAUGGAUGUUGUGUACCAAA
Messenger RNA from Osmerus eperlanus (European smelt), 6704 nucleotides. Its product is annotated as ankyrin repeat and fibronectin type-III domain-containing protein 1-like. NCBI's taxonomy places the organism in Eukaryota, Metazoa, Chordata, Actinopteri, Osmeriformes, Osmeridae. Gene Ontology annotation, molecular function: protein binding. Gene Ontology annotation, cellular component: spindle. The transcript is spliced from 19 exons. The record is from RefSeq and is a predicted model, not a curated record. Bases 718 to 4296 code for a protein of 1192 amino acids. Gene Ontology annotation, biological process: regulation of establishment of bipolar cell polarity; establishment of mitotic spindle orientation.